This is a messenger RNA of Physcomitrium patens, 3345 nucleotides long. RefSeq names its product spermidine copper dependent amine oxidase 2. The record is from RefSeq and is a predicted model, not a curated record. Gene Ontology annotation, biological process: amine metabolic process. Gene Ontology annotation, molecular function: quinone binding; copper ion binding; primary methylamine oxidase activity. Lineage: Eukaryota; Viridiplantae; Streptophyta; Bryopsida; Funariales; Funariaceae.
CAUCUGUUGCUGUGUGCUCCCCCUUCACCCGUCCUCCCCCUCCCUGCUCUUCAUUCGGUAUGUAUACUCUCGCGUACUAGCUUCUCUGUAGCUCCACGGUUGCUGUUCUCGUGAGUCCUUCUCUCAUCUUCACGUCUGUAGUCACGCCCGCUUCGGCUUGCUUCGUUGCUUUUCGUCGCUCCCAGGUGCGGUUUGCGAGGCGGUUUUGCAAAGGAUUUUGUUGUUGGAUGCCAGGAUUUGGAUUGUGAGGCCGGAGACCUUUUUUUUCAGUUAUAUUAUUAGUAGUAUUAUCAUUUUAAAGAUAUUGCGAGAGUUUGUGAGAAUCUGCGUUGCGGUGGAUUUGUAGUGGUGGUGUUGGGAGUGUUGAGGAACGAUAGAUCGGCUUAAGUGAAGAGGUUGACGAGACGCGGUGGUGGUGUGGAGAGUGAGAAGAGAGAGAGAGAGAGAGAGAGAGAGAGAGAGAGUUGGCGUGAGAGGGAAGAAGGAGGAGGUGCUGUAUGUCUGAUAGCGGAGCAGGAGUGGGGAAGGACAAGGUAGGAGGAGCAGCGCUCUCUAAACCCUGUCAAUGGCCCCACGUGAGAGCGCGCAGACGCUUUGCUGCCACUCGCCCGCCUCUUCUGAUAUGGAUACGUCCCCUGAAUCAACCGGGAGUGGAGCAGGAACAGUGGGAAAAACUUCAGAGACGAGGAGCAGCGGAGGGAACCCGGGCUCACUGGAGCCUGCGCCUGCAUCUGGAGAGGUAGACAUGCUCGGGGACAAUUGCGCGCAUCUCGAUCAUCAGCCGGAGCCUUACCUGCCCAGCACCAAGGGCAGUGCCACGUUUGGAUCGCUGGAUUCUGCGUCGGCCGUCGCCGGCACUGUUAAAGGACCUGGAGUACUAGUUCUUCGCUCGCAGUCAGCGCACCCCUUGGAUCCGCUGACUCCGACGGAGAUUGCCGUAGCCAUAGCCACAGUCAGGGCGGCAGGUGCCACACCAGAAGUCCGCGAUGGAAUGCGUUUUGUGGAGGUUGUUCUGAACGAGCCGGACAAGAACGUCGUCGCUUUGGCCGAUGCUUACUUCUUCCCUCCCUAUCAGCCGACGCUGUACCGUCCAAAAGCCAAAGGAGGUGCUAUGUACCCUUUGCAACUGCCUCCUCGGCAAGCCAGAUUGGUUGUGUACAACAAGAGGACCAAUCAGACCAGUAUCUGGAUGGUAGAGCUCAGCGAAGUGCACGCAACCGCACGCGGUGGUCAUCACCGCGGUAAGGUGCUGACGUCGGAAGUGGUGCCGGAUGUCCAACCACCCAUGGAUGCCAUGGAAUAUGCGGAAUGCGAGGCUGUAGUAAAGGAGUAUCCCCCCUUUGUGGAAGCUAUGAAGAAGCGCGGCAUCGAAGAUAUGGACCUUGUCAUGGUGGACCCCUGGUGUGUUGGUUAUUACGGAGAGGAAGACUCUCCAAGUCGUCGACUCGGCAGGCCAUUAAUCUUUUGUCGAACCGAGAGUGAUUGUCCACUGGAGAACGGCUACGCGCGGCCUGUAGAGGGAAUCCAUGUGUUGGUAGACAUGCGGCAGAUGCAGGUCAUUGAGUUUGAAGACCGUAAUUUUGUGCCACUGCCACCCCCGGAUCCCUUGCGCAACUACACUCCAGCUGCUACUCGCGGUGGAGUUGAUCGAACUGAUAUUAAGCCCUUACUUAUCACGCAGCCGGAAGGACCCAGCUUUCGAGUUAAUGGUCACGCAGUGGAGUGGCAGAAGUGGAAUUUUCGUGUGGGUUUUACACCUCGAGAAGGAUUGGUCAUUCACACAGUUGCCUACUGCGAUGGCAGUCGCGGCAGGCGCUCUGUGGCACAUCGCUUGAGUUUCGUAGAAAUGGUUGUGCCCUAUGGAGACCCACAUGACCCACAUUACCGAAAGAAUGCUUUUGACGCCGGAGAAGAUGGACUUGGCAGGAACGCCCACUCUCUGAAGCGGGGUUGUGAUUGUCUUGGCCACAUAAAGUACUUCGACGCUCACUUCACGAAUUUUCUGGGAGGUGUGGAGACAAUAGAGAAUUGUGUGUGUAUGCAUGAGGAGGACCAUGGCAUACUAUGGAAACAUCAAGACUGGCGAACAGGAAUGACAGAAGUGCGGCGGUCGCGUAGACUCACGGUGUCUUUCUUUUGUACUGUAGCCAAUUACGAGUACGGUUUCUUCUGGCACUUUUAUCAGGAUGGGCACAUUGAGGCUGAGGUCAAGCUCACAGGGAUCUUGAGUUUAGGGGCGUUGAAGGCCGAUGAAAAUCGCAGACAAGGCACUGUAAUUGCGCCUGGGUUAUAUGCCCCUGUACACCAACACUUCUUCGUGGCGCGUCUGGACAUGGCAGUGGAUUGUAAUCCUGGCGAAGGAUUGAACCAGGUCGUGGAGGUAAACAUGAAGGUUGAAGAGCCUGGACCUGAGAAUCCACAUAAUAAUGCCUUCUAUGCUGAAGAGACGCUUCUGCGCUCAGAGCUGCAGGCACAGCGUGAUUGUAAUGCACUGUCUCAUCGCCAUUGGAUUGUACGAAAUACUAGGACAUUCAAUCGAACAGGCCAGUUAACAGGAUACAAGCUCAUGCCAGGCCGGAAUUGUCUGCCUCUAGCUGGCCCUGAUGCGAAGUUUUUGAGACGUGCUGCUUUUCUGAACCAUAAUCUUUGGGUCACGGAGUACAAACAUGAUGAAUGUUUUCCAGGUGGGGAGUUCCCAAAUCAAAACCCUCGAAUAGGGGAAGGGCUUCCGACUUGGGUGAAGCAGGAUCGUAAGCUGGAGGAAACCGAUAUUGUACUCUGGUAUGUCUUUGGUGUGACUCAUGUGCCUCGACUUGAGGAUUGGCCUGUAAUGCCUGUGGAGCACGUUGGUUUCAACCUUCUGCCUCAUGGGUUUUUCAACUGUUCCCCAGCCGUUGAUGUGCCACCUAGUGAGGCAGCUGUUGAGGGAGUUGUCAUCAAGGAAGCGCCUGCCAAAGGAGUAGAACCUACAGAUUCUAUGCAACCGACGCUGCUGUCUAAGUUAUAGAAGCAGGAACCAUGUACUAUGGGGUUCUCGCCGUUAAGCUAACACCCACGUAGAUAGUUCUGGACGCAUUGGCCUCUCAAUAUUUGAAUGGUGCAUGGUCACUUAGACCGCUUGCUUCUGAGAUGAGUCUGCAAAUUGUGACUUGCUAGGAAGGCAAAUUGUUUAGAUGCCAUAAUACUGCCCUAGAUUGACUACAUUUAGACUUGCACUAGUGGGGUCACCUCAUCAAUGGCAGAAUUGCAGCUUGUUUCCAAUGCAACGGUUCUUGCAUGUAUCUGUACAAAGUGAGACACAAGAAGUGAGUAAAACGGUGUACCCGUCUCUUUUGCUGCAAAAUA